Molecule: messenger RNA, 480 nt
Organism: Dictyostelium discoideum AX4
Lineage: Eukaryota; Evosea; Eumycetozoa; Dictyosteliales; Dictyosteliaceae
Exons: 2
Coding region: 1-480 (159 amino acids)
Source: RefSeq, a predicted model, not a curated record
AUGUUUGCAACCAUUAAAAACUACAUUUUAGGUGUCAAAGAUAGUGAUAUUAUAGUUUUUGAUGACAAUGGAGAACCAUUUGAUAUUUUAAGAACGUUUUAUGGAGUUAAUAAUAAUAAUCCAUUUCCUCCUCCUUCCAUAGAUGUUAUCAAUGACACUAAAUCAAUUUUCCCAAUAGGUAUUCUAUAUGAAUGUGGAAAACUACUUGAUGGAGAUUAUAGUAAUUUUGGUCAAGAAGAAUCUGCCAAUGGGGUAUGUAACCCAUGCAAUAGAAAAAAAGAAAGUGAAGAGAAAAAAUCAAAUCCAAUCAAAUUCAAAAAUCCACCAUUAUCUUACCGUUUAGAAAUUAGCAAUAAGUUUAGUAAUUUGGAAUAUCAAAAUGCCAAAGAAAAUGGUCUUCUAGGAAAAAGUCUAGUUGAAACAGAAAAGCCAUCAAAGCCAUCAAAAGUUGGUCUUUUCACUAGGUUUGGCCGUUGGUAA